Trypanosoma rangeli is the source of this 582-nucleotide messenger RNA. Its product is annotated as ADP-ribosylation factor. The coding region runs from base 1 to 582 and encodes 193 amino acids. The transcript has a single exon. The record is from RefSeq and is a predicted model, not a curated record. Gene Ontology annotation, biological process: intracellular protein transport; vesicle-mediated transport; cilium assembly. Gene Ontology annotation, cellular component: axoneme; cytoplasm. NCBI's taxonomy places the organism in Eukaryota, Euglenozoa, Kinetoplastea, Trypanosomatida, Trypanosomatidae. Gene Ontology annotation, molecular function: GTPase activity; GTP binding.
AUGGGUCAAAGUAAAACAAAGUUGAACAUCAUUACGUGUGGCCUUGACAACAGCGGCAAGACGUCGAUCAUUAAUCGGCUCAAGCCGGCCUCCGUCCAGACUGAGCACAUCACCGCCACGAUAGGCUACAACGUAGAUGUGCUUGAAAGGGGGGACGUGAGGUUCACCGUGUUUGACAUGGGUGGGGCGAAAAAGUUCCGCGGCCUGUGGGAGAGCUACUAUGAGAACAUCAACGGCGUCAUCUUUGUUCUGGACAGCAGCGACGAGCUCCGACUGUGUGUGGCUAAGGAGGAGAUUGAGUUGAUGCUGCAGCACCCGGACAUUGCUAGGGAGUUACCCGGUGGGAACGGAGCGAAAAUUCCAUUUUUGUUUUAUGCGAACAAGAUGGAUUUGCCAAAUGCCAAGGCGGUGACGGAUUUGGUGGACAUCCUCGACCUUGCGACACUCAUGGGGGAUCGACCGUUUAAUAUUUUUGCCUCCAACGCAUUGAAGGGGAAGGGCAUUAGUGAGGGUAUCAACUGGCUCCAGAACACAUUGGUGCGGCAGAAACAGGCGCGCCGUGGGGCGAAGCGAGGGUAUUGA